This is a messenger RNA of Erigeron canadensis, 1565 nucleotides long. Its product is annotated as probable prolyl 4-hydroxylase 10. Bases 50 to 937 code for a protein of 295 amino acids. Gene Ontology annotation, cellular component: endoplasmic reticulum. Lineage: Eukaryota; Viridiplantae; Streptophyta; Magnoliopsida; Asterales; Asteraceae. Gene Ontology annotation, molecular function: iron ion binding; L-ascorbic acid binding; procollagen-proline 4-dioxygenase activity. The transcript is spliced from 7 exons. The record is from RefSeq and is a predicted model, not a curated record. Gene Ontology annotation, biological process: peptidyl-proline hydroxylation to 4-hydroxy-L-proline.
UCAGAAAUCUGAUUUCACAAGAAAAUCAUUAAAACAAAACAAAAAAAAAAUGGUGCCUAGAGGGAGAUUACAUACUCGUGGUGGUGCAUCAAAGAAUUCAUCAUCAUCAUCAGCAGCACUGAUAUUUUCAUUAAUAAUUAUAUGUUUGUUUUUCAUUUUAAUCCUUCUUGCUCUUGGAAUUCUUUCUAUUCCAAGAGAUUCUGUUAAUACUUCUCAAGAAGCUAAUGAUCUUACCUCUAUGGUUCAACGUGUAACCAAUGCUGCUGCCACCAGAAGUGAUGGUAAGGUGGAACAUUGGGUUGAAGUUAUCUCAUGGGAGCCUAGAGCUGUUAUCUAUCACAAUUUCCUGUCGAAAGAAGAAUGUGAAUAUCUAAUUAAUCUUGCUAAACCUCAUAUGGAGAAGUCAACCAUUGUUGAUAGUGUGACCGGCAAAAGCAAAGAUAGUAGGGUACGCACAAGUUCUGGAACAUUUUUAAAACGAGGACAAGAUGAGACAGUCCGUGCUAUUGAGAAAAGGAUUGCAGACUUCACCUUCUUACCGGUUGAACAUGGUGAAGGACUCCAAGUUCUGCACUAUGAAGUUGGUCAGAAAUAUGAACCUCACUUUGACUACUUCAAUGAUGAUUAUAACACUAAGAAGGGGGGUCAACGAAUGGCUACAGUUCUGAUGUACCUAUCAGAUGUUGAAGAAGGGGGCGAAACAGUCUUCCCUUCUGCAAAGGGAAACAUUAGUGACGUACCUUGGUGGAAUGAACUAUCUGAUUGUGGUAAAGAAGGGUUAUCUGUUAAACCGAACAUGGGAGAUGCGUUACUUUUCUGGAGCUUAAAACCAGAUGCAACUCCAGAUCCUUCAAGUUUUCAUGGUGGAUGCCCAGUUAUUAAGGGCAACAAGUGGUCUUCUACAAAAUGGAUCCGUGUCAAUGAGUAUCGGACAUAAUUUUAUAAGGUACUGCUAUAAAGCUUCAAGCAAUCAGUGCACAUGUUUUCAGUAGAUAUCACCAUUUGUUUAAUUCACAGUUCUUUACAUGAUGCAGCUAUUUCAUCGAAGGUAUAGGUGAUUACUCUUACCAUAUGUGUAGCUUACAUCUCUCAGAUAAUUAGCCACUUUUAUUUUUAUUCUCUUUUGCCUUUAGGAUUUACUAGUGAACCUGAGUCGGUAUUUUUGCAGGUUUUCACCAUGCUCUCAUUGGUUUGCUCAUCUAAAACUGUUGUUUAGAGAUAACAUGGAAGGUUUACAAUCGCGAGAACAAAUUUCUUUCAAAUCUGAUUACACCCCGGCCUCAUCCUUUGCUAGAGUUAAAUUUGUUUUUCAUUUUAGGAUAUAUCACUGAUGUUGAUGCCCUUUAUCACCACUCUAACUAUUGGUUUACUUGUCUUGAGGCAUGGAUAAAGUUAAUUGAAUCUUGUCAAAAGAGUUACCGUUCAUGGAUUCAAUACAAUAAUAGUUGAUGGAUAAUAUUGGGUCGGUUCAGGACUAUCGAGCUGUACAGAGCUUUUUAUUUUAAGCCCCAGGGUUGGUCCAUUUGUGCACCUCAGCCAGAUUGUGUAAAUUUUGUGUUAACCAU